This is a messenger RNA of Xiphophorus maculatus (southern platyfish), 2734 nucleotides long. RefSeq names its product neuronal acetylcholine receptor subunit beta-2-like. Gene Ontology annotation, biological process: signal transduction; monoatomic ion transmembrane transport; nervous system process. The transcript is spliced from 9 exons. The record is from RefSeq and is a predicted model, not a curated record. Lineage: Eukaryota; Metazoa; Chordata; Actinopteri; Cyprinodontiformes; Poeciliidae. Bases 114 to 1628 code for a protein of 504 amino acids. Gene Ontology annotation, cellular component: neuron projection; postsynaptic membrane; synapse. Gene Ontology annotation, molecular function: acetylcholine-gated monoatomic cation-selective channel activity; transmembrane signaling receptor activity.
CCGCACCUUUUUCUUCCACUGAAGUUUUUCAUUGCGUCUUUUAUGGAUAACCCUCCUCAUAUAAAAUAGCAACGUCGGAAAGUAACAAGUUUGUGCAAGGAAGCGGGAAGGAGAUGACACCCAGCCCUUUAUUCCUGGUCCUCCUUCUGUCGCUUACAAACAGCAGAGCAGAGAAUGCUGAGGAGCGGCUGGUGAACCACCUGCUGGGACCGGAGCGCUACAACAAGCUGAUCAGACCUGCGGUGAAUAAGAGCCAACAGGUCACCAUCUCCAUACAGGUUUCUCUGUCGCAGCUCAUCAGUGUUAAUGAAAGGGAGCAGAUAAUGACCACCAAUGUGUGGCUGUUUCAGGAAUGGAAUGACUACAGAUUGAGGUGGGACCCGGAAAAAUAUGAAGGCAUCAAAAAACUGCGAAUACCUUCCAAACUAAUCUGGCUUCCUGACAUAGUACUUUACAACAAUGCCGACGGAGUGUAUGAAGUUUCCUUCUACUGCAACGCUGUGGUCUCCAACACGGGCGACAUCUUCUGGCUCCCCCCAGCCAUCUACAAGUCCGCCUGCUCCAUCGAGGUGCAGAACUUUCCCUUCGAUCAACAGAACUGCACGCUCAAGUUUCGCUCCUGGACGUACGACCACACAGAGGUGGACCUCAUCCUCACCAGCGAUUUCGCCAGCCGGGACGACUUCACGCCGAGCGGGGAGUGGGACAUCGUCUCGCUCCCGGCACGCAAAAAUGAGGACCCCAGUGACAUCACGUACCUUGACAUCACUUACGAUUUCGUCAUCAAGAGGAAGCCCCUGUUUUACACCAUCAAUCUGAUCAUCCCGUGCGUGCUGAUCACGUCGUUGGCCAUCCUGGUGUUCUAUUUGCCUUCGGACUGCAGGGAGAAGAUGACGCUGUGCAUCUCGGUGCUGCUGGCCCUCACCGUGUUCCUGCUCCUGAUAUCAAAGAUAGUGCCACCCACCUCUCUGGCAGUGCCACUCAUAGGUAAAUACUUGAUGUUCACCAUGGUGCUGGUCACAUUCUCCACUGUCAGUACAGCCUGUGUCCUCAAUGUGCAUCAUCGCUCCCCGUCUACCCACUACAUGCCAGACUGGGUCAAGCACCUCUUCUUGGUUCGCCUUGCAACCCUCCUGCUCAUGAGACGCCCGGGUUCCUCCAACGUCCACAAUAAACUAUGCAAAAGGCUCACCGGCAGGAACCCCGUCAGUAAAAGCAGCUUCCACAGCGCCGCAGGCAGGAGGCAACACUCCGACGCCAGACUGGGAGGAAUCCCCACAGACUGCAACUCUUUCUACGUUAACGAGGAUUCGGCGUACAACUGCUGUUGGAAGAUGGGCGACGCCCGGGACUCCCCCGACUUUGUGAGGCCGACAGCGGCGCAGUUGGAUGCAGAGCUGGAAGAAGCAGUGGAUGGAGUGAAAUAUAUCUCUGAACACAUGAAGAUGGAGGAUGGCAAUGAAGGGAUCAUCGAGGACUGGAAGUACGUUGCCAUGGUGAUAGAUCGCCUCUUUCUCUGGAUCUUCAUCCUGGUGUGUGUGGUGGGAACUCUGGGACUCUUCAUGCAGCCUCUCUUCCAGAGCUACAACACGCCCACAGCUGAUGACACAGAAUAUGGAGAUUUCUAGGAUUUCUGUGGCACAGAAGAGAAAACUGUCAAAUCAGCAUCAAAAGAAGAAAAGAAGCUGAACACUUGUCAAACAUAAUUCAGCUGCUGCUGGUCAGAUCAGAUGUGCAUUCAGCCUGAUCUGGGCAGCCUGCUGCACUUGUUGAAUUUGCAACGUUGGACUUUAAAUGUGAACCAGUGUUUGUGCGAGGACACAACUGGAACAUUGUGUCUUUUUCACCUUUCUUUCUUUAUUAUAAAACUAUUGUUCCACUGUCCCCUUAGUGAGUGCUUCAUUUCCAUCGUCUGUCCUACUUUGGAUGUUACUUGUUCUGCUGUUGGUCUCCGUCUCUGCGUUUUUCUUCUAUGCUUAGUUUUUUUUUUUUUGUCUGUCUUUCUGUUAUUUUUUGUGACAUGAUAUGUCAAAAAGCCUGUCAGACAAACUCGGAGACGACUCAAGAAAACUUCCCCGAAAGACUACAUGACAAAAAGUGAUGUAAAAGCAGUGAAAGAGUGAUUGGUUGCAGCCACCAUACCCACAGAGAUGGUGGCUGAUUUGUGAUUUGGGGUUACUUUCUUCAGAUUGAACUGGGUUUUUCCUCAAGGUGGAUGAAACCCAAUCAAGUUGUUUUUUUCCCCCCAACAUUACAGAUUUCAGCCAGCGAGCUUAGGAAUGAGGGAUUUUAGCUAUCAGACUCACAAAGACUGAAAGGAUACAUCCAAACAAAAGUGAUGUGUCUGUCAUUUGACAGAGAUAGAAAACCUGAAGGAUGGAGUGAGGGACUGCUGCCAAAUCAAGAUGUUUUAAAUCUACAAAAAGAAAGAAUGAAUGCUGAAGCUGAAACUACAGAAAUUAUUAUUUGAUGUGCGGCACAUUUUUGUAACAAGUUGUGCAGGAUGUAGGUCAAAUUAAAGACAGAAGAAGUUUUGAAAGGGUCUUGUCUAUUCCUUUUGUUUUUUACUUGUUGGAUUUAAACAGAGGGUAGAUACACUUUUUGGAACGAUGCAAAUGUACACCCAGGAACAAUGUGAUGUUACACGUGUAAAAUAAGAUGAUUGAAUUUUAAAAGAAUUUCCGCACUAACUGUGUACUAAUACAAUAUGUUGAAUAAAAAAAAAUCUGUGUUG